Rhipicephalus sanguineus (brown dog tick) is the source of this 4719-nucleotide messenger RNA. RefSeq lists its product as uncharacterized. Gene Ontology annotation, biological process: proteolysis. The record is from RefSeq and is a predicted model, not a curated record. NCBI's taxonomy places the organism in Eukaryota, Metazoa, Arthropoda, Arachnida, Ixodida, Ixodidae. Gene Ontology annotation, molecular function: nucleic acid binding; protein binding; zinc ion binding.
AUGACAAAAGAAGACCACAAUGGCCGGCGCCUGGCGCGGGCGGAAGCCCUGGCCCGCCAUUAUGGAUCGAAACCCGGCGUGUUCUACGUGGACGCCUCCGGCCCGCACCAUGGGGGAUGGUAUACGGCCGCUGUCGUCCACGAGAACCGAACAGUUAACGGGCUCACUUUCCGAGCCCGGGACAUAAUACACGCGGAGGAAGUCGCCAUUGCAUUGGCAGCUUGUCACCCCGCAUCGCAAACCAUCAUCUCCGACUCAGCGCGGGCGCCUCGGCCCCCCUCGUCCGCGGUCCCGGGGCGGAUCGUGACACUGGCGACGAGUACAGUCAACGUGUCGACCCAGGCCAUCGAGAGCGGCAAAACAACGCCCCCCGCAUCUGCCGCCAUGCCGCUGUACGGAAGGCUCGAGCCGUUCGAGGGAGACGGGUCCGCCUGGCCCAUCUAUGAGGAGCAAGUUCACGUGUUUUUCCGCGCUAACGACACGCCCGAGGAGAAACAGCGGGACAUUUUCCUGGCAAGUUGCGGAACCCAAGUCUUCAGUCUCCUGCUCGACCUCCUAAAGCCGGCUACACCGCAUACCAAGACGCUCAGCGAGCUGCUCACUACCCUGCGCUCGCACUUCAGUCCGGCGUCGUCCACGCUAAUGGAGCGUUUCCGCUUCAACAACCGGAGCCGCCGGGAAGGGGAGAGCCUCGGGCAGUUCGUCGCCGCGCUACGAGGUUUGGCGAGUACCUGCGCUUUCGGGGACCAGCUGGACUCGCUGCUACGGGACCGUUUCGUCUGCGGCAUAAACAGCCCCGCCAUGCAGACACGUCUCCUGGAACUUCCCGACCCCUCGCUGGACGACGUGGUGAAAGCAGCGCUGGCGAUGGACGCGGCGACAAAAGACGCCGGCGAGAUUGCGCGUGCGGCGUCAACAGAAGCGGCGGUCAACAAGAUGGUGGCAAGGGACGGUAUAUGCAGUCGCUGCGGUGACGCCCAUUCCCCCUCACAGUGCCAGUUCGUACAUUCGCAGUGCUUCACGUGCGGAAAAACGGGGCACCUUGCACGAGUAUGCCGAACGGGGAAGCAGAACAGCGCACCACAGCAGCAGCCUGGAUCAAGCCCAGGUUCCACAACAGCCCGCGGUCAGGGUAGGCGUCGCAAGUGGCGGCGGGGACGUGCGGCAGCAGGCUCGGGUUCCUCCGCGGCCAGGCUCAACGUCGUGUCCGAGAACCCGCCGAUUUUCGACAUGUGGCACACAGGCCUUGUCCCGUCGUCUGUGCCGCCGUACGUGCUGACCGUCGAAGUUUGCGGGCGCCCCAUUUCCAUGGAACUGGACACGGGGGCCAGUGUGUCGGUCAUGGCUGGCAAACUUUUCAAAAGGACCUUCCCCGGAGUGGCCGUCGAGGCUUCAGGCGUCAUGCUGCGGAGUUACUCUGGAGAGCUUUCCCAGGUCGAAGGCCAGGCCCAGGUCAGCGUUCGUUUUGGCAACAGGGAAGCAACCCUUCCUCUGUAUUUGACCAAGGGGUCAUCACCGACGCUGCUCGGCAGAAAUUGGAUUUGCGCACUGGGUGUUCGGCUGCCAGAAGGCCAGGAAGCAGCCCUACAUGGCUUACAAGACAUCCCGAGCCUCCUAACAGAUUUCCAGUCACUGUUCCAGCCAGGGGUGGGCACAUUCGCCGGUACGACUGCUGGCAUCCAUGUACCCGAGGGAGUCCAGCCUCGGUUUUUCAAGCCUCGCCCGCUGCCGUUCGCACUGAAGGACGGGGUAACCCAGGAGCUGCAACGGUUACAGCGAGAAGGCAUCCUGGUACCAGUUAAGACUGCGGAGUGGGCCGCUCCCAUCGUUCCAGUCCCCAAGCGAGAUGGUAGUGUCAGAAUCUGUGGGGAUUUCAAGGUUACGAUCAACCCCGUCGCUACCGUCGAAAAGUACCCCCUGCCUCGGAUUGAAGAUCUCUGGUCGGCUUUGUCUGGUGGCCAGAAGUUCACGAAGCUCGACCUCAGAGACGCGUACCAGCAGUUGGUGCUCCAGGAGGCCUCACGGAAGUAUGUCACGAUAUCGACAACUAUGGGGCUUUUCCAGUAUACGCGUUUACCAUUUGGAGUGACCUCGGCACCAGCCAUCUUUCAGAGAGAGAUGGACAACCUCUUCAGGGGCAUGAAGCACGUGGCAGUGUACUUGGACGACAUCCUCGUCACCGGUAUUGACGAUGGAGACCACAUGCAGAAUCUGCACACGUUCUGGCCCGACUUCAGGAUGCUGGUCUCAAGCUCAAGCGGGAAAAAAAAAGAUCAGAGGUUUCAACUUUGCCAAGCUUUACUUUCAGUUAAAGACUAUGAAUCAGCCACAAGGCACCUGGCUGAAUACCUGGCUGUCAAUGACAAACAGGCUUCUGCACACAAACUUAUGGGAGAGAUUCAUGAAGCUGCAGGACGGCUUAAGCAAGCUUUGCAGUCCUACAAGCACUCCCUGGCUCUUGAGGAAAACCAGAAAGAUGUUGUCCUGAAAAUUUGUGAAAUCCACUGUGAAUUGCCUGCUGACCAAGAGACAACUAAGUAUUGGCUGGAGCGAGCCGAGAGCCUUUUUCCUGGCCACAGGAUUAUUUUUAAGCUCAAGGAAAGUCUGACGAGAGCUAGAGGAGAACCAGAUGUGAAGGACAUGGAAAACCUCAUCACGUCAGAACUGGUGACCCGUCCGCUGGAUGUGGCGCUGCGCGUGAAGCUGUUGAGGUUGCUGCUGAACUCGGGUCGUGUCCUGGAUGCCUACAAGCAUGCACUGCAGGCGGAGGAGGAGCCCCAGUUUGGUGCCGAAGCCUUCUACUCACUUCCAUGGCAGCGCUGCCUGGCUGACGUAUUCGAGGCGUACCAAGAGAACCAGGCUGGCCCAGUGGAUGAAUCCUUUCUUGCCAAGUACCUCCUGACGCUAGACCAGCUAGCCUCUUUGGCACUGACCAACCCAAGCAGCUCUGCACACGCUGCCAUACCUGGUCCCCUCAAUGGAGAGUCGGCCAAGCAGGGGGAGCGGGCUGCUGUGGAGGAUGCCAUCAGUGCCAUUGAGUCGCUGGAUGGUUUGCUGGAUAAGGCCCAUAAGAAGAAGUGGACGCGUGGUGGGGCCUGGGACUUCGUGCUACAUCAUGUCACAGGCCAGCUCUACUUGCACAUGGCCACACUGCUGCUCAAGAGGGCCUGGAAGGAGAACUACAAUUGGCAAGAAGCUCGCAGUUGGGCUGCGGCUAUGCUGCUGAGUGCGUACUCGUUACGUCCUCCAACUGGUUUGUCCCAGGAAUCGUGGUUCCUGGCACUGGACUCUGCCAGGCAGAGGCUUUAUCGUCACGUCUUUCUACGAGCUCACCACCGGCUCUCAGUUUCUGGUCACAUUGUGCAUGUUCUCUGUGAAGUCGAAAGCAAGUCUCGUUGGCUGUCUGAUCUCAAGCAGGAAGCAUGCACACCUGAGGUGCGAAAGAAAAUCUACAGGAGCCUUUUUGAUGGAGAAGGCACCGCGUCGUGGUUUCUCCAUGACCCAACCCUUGUCAAAUGUGCCUUUGAGUUUCCGACCAUUGCGGCUCUUCAGGAGCAUGAUCAAGAGUCACAAUGGCUGCAUCCUUCAUCUCUUAACCAUCUGGUCUGGCUGGCCUUGCACUGGAGUUCAAUACAAGACAAAAAGUUUAAGGGCACUGAGCACUUUUUCGAGGUGCGAGUGUUUGAGAGGCUACAGCGAGAGCCUCACGCAUUUAACUCCGGGGCAGCGGAGACAUUGAGCCAAAUGGAUACUUUGGCAUUCCUGGAGGCGACGCGGUACUGUGCAGCUCAGUCGCUGGGCCGGAAGUCUAUGCGUCCCUCACAGGGGCCCUUGGCACUUCCUCCUCACGUGGGUGUGCAGCUGUGCACGGGUCCUCAAGCCGAGUGGUGGAAUGCUGCCUACCGACUACACACCAGCACUGCCAGGGACAGAAUGGCCGACUACAGGCGCCUUCUACAGAGAGGACUUGAAGUAAUCCGUGGAAUUGGAAACCAUGGCAUGGACCUUACCCUGGUUGUUCGUUUGGCUAGGACAUUUGCAAACAGGUCCUCAUCCAUGCGUGCUGAUGGCCUGGAGGAGGAGUCUAAGGCUCUCGAAGACCGGGCGGCACACUAUUGGGAAGUUGUCAUCUCUAUGCUGGAAAAGUCUGGCAGCCCCAGCAGCCCAUUGUCGGCAUCGCGCCGGCUGUUUUGUGUGCCGGCGGGCGCUGUGACGUUGAGUGGCCCACAGGAGACGAGAGCCCUCAAGCAGGAGGCCAAGAUGUUUCUGGCUGUACGUGCUAUGAAUGCGGGCUGUCUGGAUGAGGCCGCUGAGAUGCUGUCGCAAUUGACUACUGCACAGGCUGCAUUCUACACUGCCCUCGUGAUGAAGAAGAUGGCCCAGCGGGAGUCUCCCCAGCGGGGUGUGCAGCACGCACUGCUUCAGAGAGAAAGAGCUGCACUGCAGCUUGCCCUUGAGCGUGGCCGCCGGGAGCCUGACCAGGCCCUGGCGUCUGCUGUGCGCGCUCAGCUGGAUGACCUGGAGGGGCGACUCGUAAAUAUCUCGAAUGGCUCCUUCAGUGAUGAGGCAGCAGAAACAUCUUGGGCACCAGAUGUCACAUCCACGCCUCGGUCCACCCAUGUUAGUUUCGCACGUAGGCCUCAACAGAGCAGCACCCCACAGGUUGACCGAAGCUUUUACCCAUCCCGUGCUGAUGUGAGCCAUUCAUCUGUGUCAGAG